AUGGGCAACGCACCGUCUGUCGAGACGCUGCAUUCUCAAUCAAAUAUUCACGCCGCGCAGGAUAUAUAUUCGCCGCCGCCAGCCAAAAGGCAGCCGCAGAAGCUCUCAAAGCCGCGCGUCGGCAAUCAUGCAUCGUCCAAUACAGCUUCCCGCCGUCGGGACUCGAACGCUCCGUCGAUUGCUUCCAGCGUCUCACCGCUUCCGCCAAAUCCCAGCCCCAAUCCCAACCAAAACUUGACCGUGGACACGCGCCGAUCCUCUGCAUUGCCAUCGCCAGUGAUGCUUUCCCCAGCGCCAUCGAGCUUUUCCAAUGUUCUCAUAGCGCCUUCAAUCCCGCCGGAGACAACUUCGAACCACACCGGCGGCUCCAAAGACUGGUAUCGACGCUCCUCGGGGCUUUUCCGGUCGAAAAGUUCCCAAGAGGACAGGACGAAUAGGAGGAGAAGCGGCCUGGUGCCACCCAUGCCUGGCGAGAGGUCUUCCAGAGCCAAUUCCAUGAACUGGGAAUCUCAAGCAAAUUUGGACCACGCCAGGCAACAGUUGGAGAGCUGGAAUAUCGCUGGUAACCGCCAGUCGGUCAAUUACGACAUGUCUUCUUACGAGUCGAGGCGAUUGCUCAACAUGACGGACCAAACCCUGGUCCAGGAGCCCGAAGCAUUUACGGUUGAACCCCAGCUGGGUGAAAUUGAUCAAGCCACGUGGAAGAGCUCACAUCCUCACGAGGUGCCAGCUAUAUCCAUACCGAGAGUGGAUUCUAACGUGUCCCUUUAUGCGCCUGCUCGUCGUCGCUCAGUGAUCCAGACGCCUGGUGUGGCGACGCGCAAGCCAGGGGAUAGUUCCGUGUCACGAAAAUCGAGCUUCCGCCACAGCCACCCGCCGACCCCCGUAGGUGGUCGCUCCAGGCGUGGUUCGUACGUGGCAGAAGCCGAAGUCGUACGGGUCAUAUCAAUGCCACCCCCAAGAAUCAUUGCCGUGGAUGAGGUGGAAAGGGUGGAGACUCCGUCAGAGCUCGAUUACAGGCAGCUGGGAGCCAUGAAGCACGGUUCCCUGAGAAUUACCAACGGCGCCGCCAGCCCCGCCCCCAGCAUCGACGGCGACCUUCCGCACGACAAUGCUUUCGAUAGGGCCCAGGAAUGCGAGAUACCCAUGGCCGUGCAAACUCCCAAGCAGACGCUUGCUCCUAUCACUACCACUUUUAUCAAUCGCAAGACUGUUUCUUCCGUUUCCCAAAGCACGUUUGUCGGUUACGAAGAGCCUGGAGAUACGUCGGGUCACUGUCUUUCGCCCGAGUACGCCCCUUACGAGGUUCUCGACGUUCUCUCGCCUUGGAGUCCUCUCCAGACAGCGUCCGACGACAUGCACUCUCCGUCCUCCUCGAGCAAGAUGCGCAAAAGGCUGCACGCUUCCUCGUCCUACAUCUUCGGCCGAACGCCUGAGAAAUCAGAAAGUACGCCGGCUAGCUCUGCAUCUAUGGGUCCUGCAGAGGAAAGAUCCAGCUCAGCGCUGAGUAUCGGCGGCAACAGCGGCAACAGAAACAAGCUCCAAAGGCUGCUUAGUGGCGCAGAAGCUGGUGGUAUCAACAGCAUUCGGGACUCGUUGACUUCACCAGAAGCAACCUCAGCUGCUGUCGCUGAGACGUCCAAAGGUGCACGUCGACGGAGUCUGCAGCCCAUUUCGGCGUCAAUCUCUCAGGCAGCAGCAGCGAUCAUGUCGCGCAAAAGCAUCCGGCGAAAGCCGAUCUCCACGCACAAGCAACAGAGCGACCAGUCUCAGGAAAAUGAACUCAUCCAGAACGGUUUCGAAUCGAGCGUCACGAGCAUUGACUCGACCCGCGAUAGCGUUGGCCGAAGUGCGUUCGAUCAAGCCUUCAUCGCCCUUCCCGCGGAUGACCGCCAAUACACCGACACGAGGAGGUCCAUGACUAUGACGGCGCAGCAGGAACGAGAUCUGGCCCUCGCCAUCAUGCAGAUCGCCAAUCCCGGAGCUACCCGAAACGUCCCCGCCUCGACAGAAGAUGAAGUCGAUGCCUCCUGCCCGCCUCUCUCCGCACCACCUGUGCCGUCCAUCAAACCUGAAUUCCAGCACCUCCAGCAUGCAGCUUUUGCUUCGGUGCAGCCCAGCCAUCUCAACUCCUCUGCAAACCGCGGUACCUCGUCUGCCGCAAACCAUGGUAUUCAUCGCCCUAUGAGCGCCACCGUCGGAGCUCAGCAAGUACGCAGUCCAGGCCUGCGACACCGGUCCAGCUACGACGGUCACAGCAGUCUCCAGCGGCAUGCUGGCUUCGGACAGGGCCGGUACCAGACUAGCACGCAAAUGCAGAUGCAGACUGGGGGAUACUACCAGAACCAACUCUUGCAGCUUCAGGAGCAGUCAUGGCGCGGGGAGGAGCAGAACUUCGGUCGCUCAGGGCCUGCUGACCCUCGACUCGGCCAUUCGCGAAACCAAAGCGGCGGUACGAACCCACCCUAUCGAAUACUACACAGCUACAACUCGCCGGCAUACCGAAACGUCCAACUCUGGAGCUGA
Molecule: messenger RNA, 2526 nt
Organism: Verticillium nonalfalfae
Lineage: Eukaryota; Fungi; Ascomycota; Sordariomycetes; Glomerellales; Plectosphaerellaceae
Exons: 6
Coding region: 1-2526 (841 amino acids)
Source: RefSeq, a predicted model, not a curated record